Alnus glutinosa is the source of this 1169-nucleotide messenger RNA. RefSeq names its product dirigent protein 17-like. The record is from RefSeq and is a predicted model, not a curated record. The transcript has 2 exons. Lineage: Eukaryota; Viridiplantae; Streptophyta; Magnoliopsida; Fagales; Betulaceae. Bases 275 to 847 code for a protein of 190 amino acids.
AAUAAAAUCAAAAAAAGGAAAGUCUAUUUCAGUAUUUUGCAAUUACUACCUGAGAGUCUGAGACAGUUGCAUUUAAGUUUGGUGCUUUCUGGAGUAAAGAGCUCCAUUCGCAGGGACCUUUGGGUCCUCCUGAAGGGGAAGGGCGAGAUUUCUAGGGUUUCGAAGUCGUCUGAGCUGCAAUCCGCUUUGGAACGCUCUGUUUGACGAACGAUUUGGGAGAAUUGGAAAGCGAUUUUUGCGCUCUUUCACAAGCUUAUUAGAAAGACUAUUGGAAAUGGAAAACACAGGCACAGAGCAGGAAUUGGGGUCUUCGUCGACAGAGGUUUUCAAGUUACCAGGAGAGCCUGCUAUACUUAUAAACGGGGUACCUGACAUAUCCCCAUGUGACAGCACUCCUGUUCUCUGUAACACUGUAAAUGAUGCAGAGUUAAGCGGGAAUACAGUUUUUGGUGAAUGGUUGGAAGGAAGAACAGUUCUAAAGCUGUUUGGGGAGCACUAUUAUUCUGGUAUGGUUGCCGAAUUUGACAAAGAUGCAGGGUGGUACAGGGUGGUGUAUGACGAUGGCGACUUUGAAGAUCUUGACUGGCAUGAAUUGGAAGAGGUGCUCCUGCCCUUGGACAUAACAGUUCCACUGAGAUCGUUAGCACUGAAGACUAUCAGAAAAAACAAAAAACUUGUGAAUAGGUCUGGAAAAAAUGUGCCUCAAUCUCGAAAUUAUCAAGCCAAAAAUUUGGGAAGCAAGGCAAAGAAGAUUGCAGAGCAUGACGAGGCUUCAUUGACAGUGUUCAAUAGUUCACAGCAAGUAUCAGCAGGUGGCCGUGGUACCAUUUCAAAGGAGGAUGAAUAGAAUUCAGAAGGUAUAAACUGCUUCGUGGAAAUUAUGAACAGAAGAUUUACCUUGCAACAUUGAUAAACAACAUUAUGCCACUGGGAAGAGAAGCCUAAAUGUGAAUACUCGUUGUUACAUGGUGGACAUGGAACUGAGAAUCUGAUGAUUUUAGUCCAAAAUUUUUGUUGUGUUUGUAAUUUGUCAAUGUGAUGCAAUUGUAGUAGAAUUAGAAUCAACAAAACUAGCUAUACUUGGUUGGAACCUGUGUUCAAAAUGUUGGAAUUUUCUCGUGGGCUUGCUAUCCAAAAAUUGUCCUCGGAAAUGAAGGUAUACAUCAUUA